AGGGGAGGGCAAGGUGGAGAGGCAGUAUCGCAUGGGUUGUGGGGAGUGCGGGGUGAUGGUGGCUUAUCGGAGCGAGGAGAGCAUGGAGAGCACCAAAUUCGUCUACAUUCCUGCUGACGCUCUCACUGACGCCACUGCCGACACCAAGCCUAAGGAUGCGCCAGUACCCCCGUGCAUUCAGGAGCUGGACAGCGGGUUGGUGCAGGUGGCAAUAGAGGUGGAGGAUAGAGCUCAGCGUUCUGCUGUACUUCGCAUCAAUGCAGACGAUGUGCGAGUGGCAGUGACAGCAGCUGCGCACAGGGGCAAUGAGGCCAGUGCAGAGCUCAUGGAGUUUCUCGCCAAGACGCUGGGGCUACGUCUGGUGCAGCUGAGACUGCAGCGAGGGUGGUCGCACAAGUCCAAGAUGCUCAUGGUAGCGCUUGCACUCAGUGCAUCGGAGCUGCAGCGAUCCUCCAAGGCCAAGAUGCUCAUGGUAUGUCUUGCAGCAGCAGCAGCUGUAACCAUGUAUAACCGUGAAUUUGCUUCCUCCGCCUUUUCCAUUCUCAAUUUCCUAGCCACGCUCUACGGCCUCUACACCUUCCUGCGCCUCGUGUAUGUGAAGCUGCCGUGCAAGCCCAUGGGCAACAAGGGCAAGGGCCCACUCUAUGAAUACUCCGCGCUCUCCAACCUGCCCAUACUGAGGCCCACGCUCUACGGCCUCUACACCUUCCUGCGUCUCGUGUAUGUGAAGCUGCCGCGCAAGCCCAUGGGCAACAAGGGCCCGCUCUACGAGUACUCCACGCUCAUGGCCAUCUACGGGCUCUUCGCCCUCAACUCCUGGCUCUGGAGCGCCAUUUUCCAUGCCCGGGACGUCUGGGAGACACAGUCAGGGGAUUACACAUCAGCCAUCGCUCUCAUCGGCAUUUCGCUGCUCGUCUGCAUCAUCCGAAUCAGCAGCCUGAGGGAGGAGGCCACACGCGUCAUGGUGGCAGCGCCUGUGAUCGCCUUCACCACCACUCACAUAUUCUACAUGAACUUCUACACUUUCGACUUUGAUUGGAACAUCGUAGUGUGCACUUCCAUGGGAGUCACACAGCUGCUGCUCUGGACCAUCUGGGCCAUUGCCAGCCGGCACCCGUCCGCCUGGAAGGUUCUCUUUGUGUCGGGCGGCACAGCCUUUUCCUUACUGCUCGAGCUCUACGAUUUCCCGCCGAUUUUGGGCCUUUUUGACGCGCACUCACUGUGGCAUGCGGCAACAGUGCCGUUUACGCUGGUGUGGUGGAGUUUUCUGUGUGACGACGCGAGUUACCGCACGGAGAUCCUGCUCGGGAUGAAGAGGGCAGGGGUAGAAUCGAAGAAGGUGAGAUAG
This is a messenger RNA of Closterium sp. NIES-65, 1348 nucleotides long. The record is from the annotation of a GenBank genome assembly. Lineage: Eukaryota; Viridiplantae; Streptophyta; Zygnematophyceae; Desmidiales; Closteriaceae.